Paramecium sonneborni is the source of this 606-nucleotide messenger RNA. The record is from the annotation of a GenBank genome assembly. Lineage: Eukaryota; Ciliophora; Oligohymenophorea; Peniculida; Parameciidae.
AUGCUUUUUUCAUGUAAGAAAUAGAAGUUAUUCCUAGGUCUAGCAGAUGCUUUUUGUUCUAAUUUUUUUGAUAGAUGCAUAGCAGUCGCCUCUAAACUAUUUUGUUCAAAAAGGUUAUCAUUUUGUUAAUUUUACAAAAAAAUGCAGUUUUUGUACUAGAGCUGUUUAGAAAAUAAUACGAAAGGAUAAAAUGUAACUGCCUAAUAGCAAUAGAUUCCAAAACCAAAAUAUAGUGAUGCUGCUUAUAAAUCUUAUCAUACUGAUUGUUAAGUCAAAUAAAAUGCAAGUGGUUGUAAAGAAAGAUAUGCAGUUGAUGCAAAUUACGCAGGGAGGGGAGAUUUAUACAAACUCAGCUACCACAACUCCUUUUAAUAUAUGUCUUAUCAUCAACACUAAAUUUGUUGCUAUAAAAAGUUGAUUAGUGACUGCACAACAUUCACUCAUCUUACAGGACUGAAAGAUUCUACUUGUAUUGAUAAUAAGCCUCUUAAACUGUCAAGAAAAAAAAGGUUAAUGUACAGAUUACUAAAUGAAGAUUAAUAUAUUAUUUUAUCAAAUUAUAAAUUAUAGAUGUAUUUGAAGAACUUGUUGUAUUUCUAUUAAUGA